Messenger RNA from Serinus canaria (Common canary), 639 nucleotides. RefSeq names its product cerebellin 2 precursor (gene CBLN2). The record is from RefSeq and is a predicted model, not a curated record. The transcript has 3 exons. Gene Ontology annotation, molecular function: protein binding. Bases 1 to 639 code for a protein of 212 amino acids. Lineage: Eukaryota; Metazoa; Chordata; Aves; Passeriformes; Fringillidae.
AUGGGGCGGCGGCGGCGGGGGGCGCUGCCGGAGCCGGCGGGCGGCUGCUCCUGCUGCCUGGCGGCGGCGCUGCCGCUGCUGCUGCUGCUGCUGCCCGCCGGGUGCCCGGUGCGGGCGCAGAACGACACUGAGCCCAUCGUCCUGGAGGGGAAGUGCCUGGUGGUCUGCGACUCCAGCCCCUCCGCCGACGGCGCCAUCACCUCCUCCCUGGGGAUCUCGGUGCGCUCGGGCAGCGCCAAGGUGGCCUUCUCGGCCACCCGCAGCACCAACCACGAGCCCUCCGAGAUGAGCAACCGCACCAUGACCAUCUACUUCGACCAGGUAUUAGUUAAUAUUGGCAACCAUUUUGAUCUUACUUCCAGUAUAUUUGUAGCACCAAGAAAAGGGAUAUAUAGUUUCAGUUUCCACGUGGUCAAGGUCUAUAACAGACAAACCAUCCAGGUAAGUUUAAUGCAAAACGGCUACCCAGUGAUUUCAGCUUUUGCAGGGGAUCAGGACGUCACCAGAGAAGCAGCCAGCAAUGGGGUCUUGCUCCUCAUGGAAAGAGAAGACAAAGUGCAUCUCAAACUGGAAAGGGGUAACCUCAUGGGAGGGUGGAAAUAUUCAACCUUUUCCGGCUUCUUAGUCUUUCCACUAUAA